AUGCUGGCCACGCUGCGCUCUCGGAUGAGGAUACUGACGCUCUGCCCACGCACAGGCAGCACCAUCUCCGGUUAUGCGACGGAAUCAAUGGUGUCCACAAAUUCCACGAAGGAUGAGGCUGCCACAGAGGACGAAGACACUGCAGCAUUUUUGAAUCUUACGUCUCCGGGCGAGCUACGUACCGUCAAGACCGUUAAGCGUGCGAUCCGGGCUAGUCCCCGUAAGUUGACCUACCUAGCCCAGCAGAUUCGCGGUUUGUCGGCCAACGACGCCAUUUUGCAAAUGAAAUUCUCGCCCAAGCGCAAGGCCGAGCAUUUUCGAAAGACGGUACAGAAUGCCAUUAACUUGGCUGACAUCAAAUAUCAAAUCGAGCCCGAAAAUCUCAUGGUGGCCGAGUGUUUUGUAAACAAAGGCACUUACCUUAAGCGUCUUCGAAUUAUGGGCCGAGGUCGCUCGGGAGUGAUGCACCAUCCUCACACUCACAUAACUGUGGUACUUCGUGAAUACGAUCCGUCCAAAAAGCCACUAAACCGUCACUUGUCAAAAAUGCAAGCGCGUCAGAGCGCUAAGAAGAAAUUGGAACAAGACGAGACAAUACCUGGACGAGGUUUUUUUUUUCGACACGAGGAAGAUGUUGAUAAUAUUAAUUUAUGGAACUCUGACAAAAUUGUUGUGUCUGUCACGUGGUCGGAUCAGCUUGGCGCGAAGCUCCAGACAAAGGAUGGUCUGCAAGACACGGAUAGUAAACUUGCCGGCAAGAAAGUGGUGGGUAUCUACUUUAGUGCGCACUGGUGCCCGCCUUGCCGCCAAUUUACGCCAUUCCUGAGUGCGGUGUACAACGACAUGGUUAAGAAGCACCCAGAGUUUGAGCUCGUCUUCAUUUCAUCUGACCGCGAUCAUUCGCAAUAUGCUGAAUACUUUGGUGAGAUGCCUUUCUUAGCACUACCAUUCGAAGAGCGUACCAUCAGCCAGGCAAUGAGUACGAAAUUUGGUGUUACUGGGAUUCCUAUGUUGGUAUUUUUGGACGGAGACGGCAAAGUUAUUACCACGGAUGGUCGUAGUAUUGUUGCUGACUCGAGUGGUGACGUGCAGAAGCUCUGGGCUCGACUGACUCAAGCAUAA
Plasmopara halstedii is the source of this 1122-nucleotide messenger RNA. RefSeq names its product ribosomal protein l22. Gene Ontology annotation, biological process: translation. Gene Ontology annotation, molecular function: structural constituent of ribosome. Gene Ontology annotation, cellular component: ribosome. The transcript is spliced from 4 exons. The coding region runs from base 1 to 1122 and encodes 373 amino acids. The record is from RefSeq and is a predicted model, not a curated record. NCBI's taxonomy places the organism in Eukaryota, Oomycota, Peronosporomycetes, Peronosporales, Peronosporaceae.